Molecule: messenger RNA, 758 nt
Organism: Phoenix dactylifera (date palm)
Lineage: Eukaryota; Viridiplantae; Streptophyta; Magnoliopsida; Arecales; Arecaceae
Source: RefSeq, a predicted model, not a curated record
AAACAUUCCUCUAUAUGAUUUAACAUUAGUAGGCAAAACGAUAAUAAACGCAAGCUCCAUCUCUCCAUUUUAUCUCUUGACAUGAUCUGGAAUGCUUAAAGACCCUUCUCCAAUGGCUUCCCCUCCCACCCUCGGAUGUUGGUUCUUCCGCUUGGCUCUGCUCUGCUUGUUUAUUACAUGUUGCGAGUCAGACCAAGAUCCGGUGGACGUUGCUGCGAAAGCAUUAACAUGCUUCAAUGAUCACUACAUUUAUAGCAGCUGCGAAGAAUCGUGUAGACUAAGCGCGGCAGGGACCAUCGAUGUCCCUCUGGAGGCAACCGACCAGUACUGCGAGGGGCCAUGUCUGGUUGAGACGAAGCUUGUGCUCCAAUGCGUGGAUAGCAUACUGUACAAUUUCCAAUUUUACAAUGGAGCCACUGUUCAAGAUGUGAAAUAUGCUCUCAACACUGGAUGUGGUCAUACUAGCAAGAGAGGGGACUUCAAUGUUUUGGAACGCUUGGAAGGUGGUAAUGGUGAAUAUGGUUACUACGGCCACGGGAACAAGCUGGGCAUUCCUAUGCACUUGAUGGUACUCUUAAGCUGUGUUCUGCUUCUUUCGGGCUUCUGAUAUAUCACUCUGCUAGAAAGAGAGAACUUAUUCUAGUAUAAUUGAACUUAUUCUAGUAUAAUUGAACCUAUUCCAGUCUCUUAAAGCUGAUGUGUCGCAAAAGUAAAAGGAGGGAAAGAUCGUUGACAUAUGCAAACCCUUCUUUUGCAAA